Messenger RNA from Malania oleifera, 735 nucleotides. RefSeq names its product protein LHCP TRANSLOCATION DEFECT. Gene Ontology annotation, cellular component: chloroplast stroma; chloroplast envelope. The record is from RefSeq and is a predicted model, not a curated record. The transcript is spliced from 2 exons. The coding region runs from base 93 to 611 and encodes 172 amino acids. Gene Ontology annotation, biological process: intracellular protein transport; granum assembly. Lineage: Eukaryota; Viridiplantae; Streptophyta; Magnoliopsida; Santalales; Ximeniaceae.
GCACAAAUUUUUUUUACUACACAAGGAGUGGAUGGCGUUGAGGGGAUAAGGCUGUUUAUUGGGUUUUGCAGGUUAGUCACUGAGGCUCAGCCAUGGCUUCAGUACCCUUCACUGCUAUUCCGCUGCACAUCACCUCAAUUCCUCGUACUUCUUCUUCCUUCUCCAAACUCAGUUCUCAGCUUCUGGGUGUCCGAAAGAGGGUCGGAUGCUUCGGACCUUCCAGAAUCGGACCUUCCAAUGGCUCCAGAGCCAUGUGCUGGUUCAAAUUCGGUAAAAGCGGCGUCGAUGCUGAAGGCGCCGGCAUUUAUGGCAGCCAAUCCCGUGACGAUUUCGACCGUGACGACGUCGAACAGUACUUCAACUACAUGGGAAUGCUUGCUGUUGAGGGUUCCUACGAUAAGAUGGAGGCACUUUUAAGCCUGAACAUCCAUCCAGUUGACAUAUUGUUGAUGAUGGCUUCCUCAGAAGGUGACAUGCCCAAAGUUGAGGAGCUACUAAGAGCUGGAGCAAGUUAUACCGUGAAGGACGCAGAUGGACAAACAGCGCUUGAGAGAGCUGCCAGCAGUGAAAUCAGGGAUUUCAUCCUAAAUUUUUCAGCUCAGAAGGCAUAAUCUAAAUCUUCAUCUAGAGUACAGUUUUUUCUGUUAACAAUCCAUAUGUUUUAACCAUCAUUUUUUUUUUCUUUGAAUUUUGUGUGAUGUUUUAAUCUUGCCAUAAGCUUCUUUUUUGACUAAA